Messenger RNA from Globicephala melas (long-finned pilot whale), 941 nucleotides. RefSeq names its product cytosolic iron-sulfur assembly component 2B (gene CIAO2B). The record is from RefSeq and is a predicted model, not a curated record. Gene Ontology annotation, cellular component: cytosolic [4Fe-4S] assembly targeting complex. Gene Ontology annotation, biological process: iron-sulfur cluster assembly. Lineage: Eukaryota; Metazoa; Chordata; Mammalia; Artiodactyla; Delphinidae.
CGUAGGAGCGGAAGCGCCCGCCUGCAGUUGCCGGCAGCAGUUCCGUGAUGGUGGGCGGCGGCGGGAUGGGGGGCGGCCUCCUCGAGAACGCGAACCCCCUCAUCUACGAGCGCUCUGGGGAGCGGCCAGUGACCGCGGGCGAGGAGGACGAGCAGGUUCCAGACAGCAUCGACGCGCGCGAGAUCUUCGAUCUGAUUCGCUCCAUCAAUGACCCGGAGCAUCCACUGACGCUGGAAGAAUUGAACGUAGUAGAGCAAGUCCGGGUUCAGGUGAGCGACCCCGAAAGCACAGUGGCCGUGGCCUUCACACCCACCAUUCCGCACUGCAGUAUGGCCACACUUAUUGGCCUGUCCAUCAAAGUCAAGCUUCUGCGAUCCCUUCCCCAGCGUUUCAAGCUGGACGUGCACAUUACACCAGGGACCCAUGCCUCGGAGCAUGCAGUGAACAAGCAGCUUGCGGAUAAAGAGCGGGUGGCAGCCGCCCUAGAGAACACCCACCUGCUGGAGGUUGUGAACCAGUGCCUAUCAGCCCGCUCCUGAGCCUGAAUUUUUGCUCCCAACCCCACGCAGGGCUCAUGGCCUUGUUUUCUUGAACCACUGACAAUAAGAAACUAACAUUUUGCAUUUUGUAAUAAACCCUUAAUUUAUAUUCAUUUCCCAGCAUGCCUGAGAGUCUUUCAUCUCAGUGGGGGUCACUCCGGGUUUGGGGUAGGGGUGGUAGUGAGUGCCUAUACAGGCUGGGUCGAUGAGGUUUGGUUCAUUUUUUAAAUUUCUCCCAAGGGUUUGAUUAGGAAAAGUUGCAAGUAUGCCAAAAAAUUGAAAGAAUAUUGUAGUGAACACUUUUGUAUACCCACCACCUAGAUUUAACAGUUGUUAACAUGUUGCAACUUUGGUUCUAUUUAUGCGUGUGUAGAAUAUAAAUAUACUUGAAAGUAAGCUGCA